CUUCUCUUCCUUACCUUCUUCGUGGCCAGCAAUGCCAAGGUCUUUACCAAAUGUGAGCUGGCCUCUACCCUGAAGAGAGCCGGUCUGGAUGGAUACCGUGGUUACAGCCUGGCAAACUGUUGGCGCCAUAGAGAGGGUUCGAGAUAAGGUUGAUCCCAUUAUGACAGCCCAAAGCUUCAGUGGACUUUACAGAGACAGCCCAAAGGUCAGAGUUGUACCAUAUAGACAGCACAAUGAUCAAGAAGUCACCAUAUAGACAAUAGAAACUCAGGUUGGCACCAUAGAAACAACCGAAGCCAAAGAUGGUACCAUGGAAGCAGGUAAAUCUCAGUAUAUCAGCACAGAGACAGAAAAAGCUUGUGUUGGCACUAUAGAGACACCCCAUAAGUCAGGUAGGUACCAAAGAGACAGCCUAAAGCCUAGGUUUGUUCCAUCCUGCUUCCUUAUUUUGGGCACCAUGAACCUUCACAGACAAUACAACACUAGCAAAGAUAGGUACCAAGUGUAAUGGCACAGGUCAUGUAUCUCAUGGUGCUCCUGGAGGACAAGGCCCAGCUAAGGUUGCCUGAAUAUAUAUUUUUUUAAUGGGUGAUAAGAACCUGUACAGCCUCCACUAUGCAAGCACUCAAUAAAAAAAGAGAUGGGGGAAAAACAAGCACCAGGUCCUACCUGGUGGUUUUGGGAGUGGGAUUUAGAUUUUAAGAAUCUUUUUUUUCUUUUUAAAGGGAUGUGUUUGUCUUACUAUGAAAGCAAAUACACCACCAAUGCACUGUACGACAAUGGUUGGAGCCGUGACUAUGGAAUCUUCCAGAUCAACAGCUACUGGUGGUGUAAGGAUGGAAAGACAUCUGGAGCUGUGUCUGCUUGUAACAUCAGCUGUAACAAUUUGAUGAACGAUGACAUCAGUGAUGACAUCACAUGCGCCAAGAGAGUUGUCUCAGAUCCCAAUGGCAUGGGAGCCUGGGUGGCUUGGAACAACUACUGCAAAAACAAGGAUGUGAGCAGCUUUGUCAGUGGAUGUGCUCUGUGAGGAGGAGACGUAGACCCCAUGGCGGUGCCUUCAAGAUAUUUACAGAUUCUUUUAGAUUAUGCUUGAAUCAUGUUUAAAAAUAACUGAACAAAUAAAGAUUUUGC
Hyla sarda is the source of this 1134-nucleotide messenger RNA. Its product is annotated as lysozyme C, kidney isozyme-like. The coding region runs from base 641 to 1030 and encodes 129 amino acids. The record is from RefSeq and is a predicted model, not a curated record. NCBI's taxonomy places the organism in Eukaryota, Metazoa, Chordata, Amphibia, Anura, Hylidae. Gene Ontology annotation, molecular function: lysozyme activity. The transcript is spliced from 4 exons.